AUGUCGGGUUGUUCCUGGUCAUGGCCUUACUGGAAGUUUGGGUUAAAGAAGGAUGACUUGACUACUUCUCUGCACGACCGGUAUAACACCGUCACAAUUCCCAUCCUAGAUCCGGAGGCAUUUCACCACGAUGUCUGCGAGAUAGCUCACCUGGCGACCUCCCCCGAGGAAUUCCUCGGGAUGCUCGAGAAACGAAAGGAACAACGCCUUCAGGAACUGAACGAAAUUUUGGAGUCGGCCGCCUUGGAGAUUAUCGCCAACCCUACUUUCAUCGGCAACGAGCAGUGGCAGCCUGCCAUUCAGCUCUUUCGAACUAAAUCUUUUGAUUCUCUUGUGCGCUUUUUUGCCUCAUAUCUACCUGCAGAUCACCCCUGGUACAAACCUGCGCAACCAAAGUCCGGCACCUGUUAUCAGGAUUCCAGCUCUGGGUCUUUCGACGGCUCUUCUGGCACCGUGUUCGAUGAACCGGAGUCCAUGUCGGAUUCGACGGACACCGGCUCCCAUGAGACGCUAUCAUCAAAGGCCUACUAUUCGGACUCACAUCGGUCUAUGACGAUGUGUUCAGAUUCCUCUGUGGCCUCCCCGAGCGAUAACUUCCACGAUUAUGAUGACUCACGCCCCUCGACGCCGGGCCGUGCUUACUCAUUUUCCGAGUCUGAGCCUGAUUGUUGCCCCAGCAGCACUGGUGAAUGCAAUUGUCGCGAGCAGUUUUCUUCACCAGGAUUGACGUCCAACCUUGGACAAUAUACCCCGGGCAGUAAGUUGUUAAUUUCCCCCGACUAUGAGUCUCGCCCUAACCACAGUCUAUUCAGCGGCACCAAAACCUGCACCACCAAAACCUACGUCACCAUCUUCAUCUGCAUCGAUGGGAGAAAAUACUACAGAGCAGUCCACUUCUCAGCGGAGACAUCCAAAUCUGUCUUCAUCACGGGCGCCACAAUCACCAUCAGAUCGCUCAGCAUACAGCAGACCCAGCACAACAGAAUCCAACCGGGAAGCACGAGUAACAAACAAACAAAGAGAGCACAGCCCGGCAAAACGGGCAAAAUCUCUAUCAAAAUCAGCCGCACAAUCGAGAAGAGAAAGAAGAAUGAGUCCGCCAGCAGAGGCCACUUCCCGGAUAAGCAAGCAACAAAAACCGAAGGUCAUAGCAUCAGAGGUGCGGUCAAUACAGUCGCGCCGAAAAUCGUUGGUUACAGCGAAACCUCCUGGUGGUGGCAGACUGUAUUCUUUUACCACAGUGAGUAA
Thermochaetoides thermophila DSM 1495 is the source of this 1248-nucleotide messenger RNA. RefSeq lists its product as uncharacterized. NCBI's taxonomy places the organism in Eukaryota, Fungi, Ascomycota, Sordariomycetes, Sordariales, Chaetomiaceae. The coding region runs from base 1 to 1248 and encodes 415 amino acids. The record is from RefSeq and is a predicted model, not a curated record. The transcript is spliced from 2 exons.